AGCGGUGGUACUUUCGGAUAAUGCACUGAGCAAAAAGGUCGAGGUCUUGGCCGCAUAAAUGUCCGUUGCUAGAUGUCCGCUUGUAUAAUAGCCUAGCGGCGGCCCUACAUGGAUGCAAGUUGGAACUUGAUCGUUCCUGUUGGUCUCGUCUUAUAAUACCGAACACAAGCACGAGUGCUUAUUGCACUCAUGCUAUUUUUGAAAUCAUGGCUGUAAUACAGAUGCAGACGAUAUGGUCAAGGCAAGAAACCGUCGCAGCAGUCGACAAGCCGUCUAAUGCGCCAACAAUACUUGCAGUCGUCGGGACGAUGAUGGGCUUGUCGACCUUGUGCACACUGCUCCGCGUGUACGUUCGAGGUUUCAUGAUCAAGCACUUUGGGCUAGAUGACGUGGUGAUGGUAUUUGCAUGGCUCGCUGCCGUUGGUGCAAUGGUCUGCCUAGUUGGCGAAACACAUCAUGGCGCUGGUCGCCAUUCCUUCGAUAUCCAAUUAGAAGAGUGGGGGAAAUUAUCAUAUUGGCAGUAUAUCCAUGGCCCUCUACUCGUCAGCGGCAUCAGUCUCGUCAAGGUUUCACUUGGUCUCUUUCUCUUGCGAUUUGUGCAAGGAAAAUGGUACAAAAGGUUCAUCAUCUUCAUGAUCGUAUUUAUACUACUGUUCACAUUGUCGUGCGACCUGACGUUGGCGCUGCAAUGCAUUCCGCCUUACGCAUCGUAUAUGUUUCCACGACCUCCGGAUGCCAAGUGCUUUUCGACAGAUACAUUCCUGAAACUAUCAACCUUUAACGGCGUCAUGAAUAUCUUGACUGACGCCGUCUUCGUACUCUUGCCGGUGCCUGUAAUCGUUGGGCUACAGGUAAAUAAACGGGUCAAGGCAACACUCAUCUUUAUCCUCAGUCUUGGACUUUUCGCGUGCGUAGCAUCUAUUGUGCGAGUCUACGUCGGUUCUCAUGUAUUCGAGGACAUGGAUUAUACCUGGGCAUAUGCCUUUUUCAUUUGGAAUUACGCCGAACUCCACACCGGUAUCAUCGCAGCCUGCCUGCCCGCACUCCGACCAUUAUUCUCAUCGAUUCUCGAGAACACAAGCCGACGUCUCCGCGCCACAGGGUACAUGUAUGGUUCGUCCCGAUACGGCAACAAGUAUGGUUCCAAGACCAAUCCCCGGAGCGGCUACCAACGGCAGGAUGACGAGGGAGUUGGACUCGAGAGUCUGCAGAGGAAUAACCGGCUCGAAGAGGGCACGUACAAGGCCCGGAUCAUGACCACUAACGGCACAAAUGUUAGCCACGGAGAGGACGACAGCAGCGAAGACGGCAUCCUGCCACCGCAUGGUGUCGUCAAGACCACGGAAAUCGUGGUUACAGAAGGACGAUCAAAAUUUUGAACAAACGUCUUUACGCGUGCAUGAGUCAUGGAACGUCAAUAAAAUUGUAAUAAUGUUUAA
Truncatella angustata is the source of this 1439-nucleotide messenger RNA. RefSeq lists its product as uncharacterized. The coding region runs from base 207 to 1379 and encodes 390 amino acids. The record is from RefSeq and is a predicted model, not a curated record. The transcript has 5 exons. NCBI's taxonomy places the organism in Eukaryota, Fungi, Ascomycota, Sordariomycetes, Amphisphaeriales, Sporocadaceae.